Messenger RNA from Magnolia sinica, 1114 nucleotides. RefSeq names its product salicylic acid-binding protein 2-like. NCBI's taxonomy places the organism in Eukaryota, Viridiplantae, Streptophyta, Magnoliopsida, Magnoliales, Magnoliaceae. Gene Ontology annotation, molecular function: methyl salicylate esterase activity; methyl indole-3-acetate esterase activity; methyl jasmonate esterase activity. Gene Ontology annotation, biological process: salicylic acid metabolic process; jasmonic acid metabolic process. The transcript has 3 exons. The coding region runs from base 12 to 860 and encodes 282 amino acids. The record is from RefSeq and is a predicted model, not a curated record.
UUGGGCCCCACAUGCCGAAAGAAAGUCUACAAAAAGGAAGAAAGAAGAAAUGCCAAGUGCAUAAGGAGAAGAUGGAGGGAGGAGAGAAGAAGCACUUCGUUCUAGUGCAUGGUGCUUGUCAUGGAGCAUGGUGUUGGUACAAGGUGGCUGCACUACUAACAUCUGCAGGCAACCGAGUUACGGUCGUUGAUCUUGCGGCUUCAGGCAUCAAUACGAAGAAGUUCGAGGACGAGGUCCUUACAUUUUCUGACUAUUCUCAGCCGUUGCUGGACAUCAUGGCCUCUCUCCCUCCACAGGAGAGAGUGAUCCUGGUGGGCCACAGCCUUGGAGGUUUGAACCUGGCUCUAGCCAUGGAUAGGUACCCAGAGAAAGUGUCUGUCGCAGUCUUCCUAACUGCGUUCAUACCGGAUUCUUUUAACAGGCCAUCUUAUGUCUUGGAUAAGUAUAUGGAGAGGACACCUCUGGCGCUCUUCCUCGACACUGAAUUCAAGUUAGAUCGAGGGACGGAAAAGCCCUCAACGAUGCUCUUUGGCCCCAAGUUCUUGUCAAAAAUGCUCUAUCAACUCUCCCCUCCAGAGGACUUCACCUUGGCAACUACACUGGUAAGGGUUGGAUCGUUGUUUCAAGAAGAUCUGUCAAAUGCACCGAUCUUUUCAGUGGAGAGAUAUGGGUCAGUUAGGCGAGUUUUCAUCAUAUGCGAUGAAGAUAAAGGGAUACCCAAUAAUUUUCAGCAUUGGAUUGUCGAGAAUAACCCGGUGAAAGAAGUGAAAGUGAUCAAUGGUUCCGAUCACAUGCCCAUGUUCUGCAAACCGCGGGAGCUAUGCGAUUGUCUACUAGAGAUUGCCCAGAUGCACACUUGAUCCGUGAGACCCUCUUGAGAAGACUAUGGUGUUUGGAUAUUGAUUGCUUAGUAGACUCUAAUAUUUCCUUUAUUAUCCAAACACAAGAAAAUAUCCUAAAUAAAGGAAAGCAAUGUAUUUGAUAUUAAUGAUGAAAGUAAUAAAUGUUAUUUCAUAUUUAGUCCAUGUUAAUGAUCUGUAGUGAUUGAUCAUGUGUAUUGCAUUCAUAAUAUUAUUUUUUUAGUGAUUGAGACUACCUACAUGUGAGACCUUUA